AUGCAUCCUUUUACAGACUCAGAGGCAUUUCACUACAAACUUAAUGAACAACAGAUUCAAUUAAAUCAAACCAUUGAAGAUGUUUCAAGUCUGAAUCGUUCACACCAACAAUUGAAUAUAUUGGCGAUACAAAAACUUUUCCCGAAGGAUUUGCAAAAUGCAAAACGUAGCUAUGCAAAAAGUCAAAACACCACCGGUGGAGUCUUUAAAAUAUAUCCGGAUCAGGAGUCAAACCUGUUCGAAGUUUACUGCGAUCUCGAGACCGAUGGAGGCGGGUGGAUCGUCUUUCAAAGGCGAAUGGAUGGAACAGAAGAUUUUUACAGAGGGUGGGACGACUAUGUCAAAGGAUUCGGAGAAAAAGAUAAAGAAAUGUGGUUAGGCUUGGAAACAAUCCAUCAGCUGACUAAAAACGGAAGUUACGAACUAAGAGUCGAUUUGGAAGAUUUUGAUGGAAACACUUCUUAUGCUAAAUUUGGCACGUUUUCUAUCGCAUCUGCAAGCGAUAACUAUCGGUUGAUAGUUGGAGAGUAUAAUGGAACAGCUGGAGAUUCAUUGACGCCUCAUACCAAUAUGCAGUUUUCCACAAAAGAUUCUGAUAAUGAUAGAUGGUGCUGUUCCGGAAGCUGCGCACAGAUGUACAAAGGAGCCUGGUGGUACAGAACUUGCUAUUACUCAAAUCUGAACGGCAUCUAUUACCAGAAUGGGGACAGAUCGGUUACUUGGAAUAGCUUCAAGAAUGGUAAAUCCCUGAAGUUCACGGAGAUGAAGUUCAGGGAGAAAACGUAA
Styela clava is the source of this 786-nucleotide messenger RNA. NCBI's taxonomy places the organism in Eukaryota, Metazoa, Chordata, Ascidiacea, Stolidobranchia, Styelidae. The record is from RefSeq and is a predicted model, not a curated record.